AUGCAUUGGCUUCCGCCCAUCGGACGUGUCCUGCGUGAGCGGUUGGAGAUGGAGGAGGGUGCGGCUCCGAAGCGGCGAGAGCCGAGAUGGUUGACGGCUGGACAUUUAGAGCAGCCACCAGCCAUGCCCCUCGUUAUCACAUGUGUGAGCACAUCCCAUACUGGAACCAAAGUACCUCUCCUCAGCUUUACCUCCAACACACACUCCCCAUCACGACACAAAGUCACAAGCGCCACCGCGCAAGAUGAAGGCCCCCUGGGACUUUUUGCCGCCAAACGCCCGUUGGGUGCCGCGCCGGUCAUCAGAUCGGAGAAGCGCACCUACGGGAAGCCGACGAAGCCAAGACUAGGUCUCGGGGCUGCUAACUCACCACAAGCGGCGAUAUCAGGCGUGAGCGACACCGCUCCUUUAGUUCACAACCCAACUCCGGCACGGAAACCGGUCGAAGGGUACCCCUUAUCGGGUUUAUCGACAGGCACACUGCUCAGAUCGCUCCUCAUCACCACAAUCUCCUCCCACCGCGCCCUUCUCAUUCCCGCGCUCAAAACCUUGUCUUUUUUGGCCAAGCCAGGACGGACGGUGCUCUUCGACGUCGAUCGCAACCCAGUGCUGCACGCGAUCCUGCGCAAGACGUUUUACGAUCAGUUUUGCACGGGGGAGACGGCCGCGGAGACGCGGGCAUGCGUGCAACGUCUCAAGGGGCUGGGAUUCAGGGGUGUGAUUCUGACAUAUGCAAAGGAGACUGUGUUUGAUCAUUUGACGCAGUCGGCGGUUGAGCACGGCAAGGUUUCCGGAGAGUCGGUUGGUGGGUUUGAUGCUGAUAUUGAGGAUUGGAAGAGAGGGACACUGGAGACUGCUGCGCAGAUUGAGGAAGGCGAUUACCUUGCCAUCAAGUUGACUGGGGCUGGCCGUGCUGUUACGACCGCGUUUGCGGCUAACGAGCUACCGCCGCAGCAGAUGCAAGACGCCUUGGAUGAGAUCGCCACGGUUUGCAAACAGCGCGGCAUCAAAAUCAUCGUCGACGCCGAGUCAACGCACUUUCAAAAAACCAUCGACCACGUGACGCUGGAGCUCAUGCGUCGUUUCAACAGGGAUGGAACCGCUGCCAUCUACAACACCUAUCAAGCCUAUCUGAAGCAUACGCCUGACAACAUCACCAACCACCUGUCCGAGGCUGCCAAGGAUGGGUUUACCCUUGGCCUCAAGCUCGUCAGGGGUGCGUAUAUCCUCUCCGACAACAGGUCUCUGAUCCACGACACGAAGGAGGAUACCGACAAUGCGUACAACUACAUCUCACAAGGCGCCGUGAAGAGGUGCAUUGGCGAAUUCGGCGGUGAAGGGUCUGAAUCCAAGCCCUUUCCGUCAGUAGAUCUCCUUCUAGCGAGCCACAACAAGGAGAGUCUCUUCGCCGCACUGAAGCUUCAUCAGGAGCGUAUGAAGGGCAACCUCCCCACGGUGCCGAUCUCUUUUGGCCAACUGCACGGCAUGUCGGACCAGGUCAGCUUCUCCCUCCUGCAGGCCAAGAGUGAAGGCCUGGAGGGGCCGAACGUGUUCAAGUGUUCGACGUGGGGCACGAUGGGCGAGUGCUUGGCGUACUUGCUGAGGAGGGCGGUAGAGAACCGGGAUGCAGUGUUGAGGACGACGGAUGAACAUCAUGCCGUGAAGAGCGAGUGUUGGAGGCGGAUGAGAUCGGUGUUCUCGGUUUAG
Molecule: messenger RNA, 1707 nt
Organism: Colletotrichum spaethianum
Lineage: Eukaryota; Fungi; Ascomycota; Sordariomycetes; Glomerellales; Glomerellaceae
Product: proline dehydrogenase 1, mitochondrial
Exons: 2
Coding region: 1-1707 (568 amino acids)
Cellular component (GO): mitochondrion
Molecular function (GO): FAD binding; proline dehydrogenase activity
Source: RefSeq, a predicted model, not a curated record